ACACUGAACGUUAACUUCUUGCAUGAGUGAUAGCCUGCUAGCUGCUAGCUGCUAGCUUUGUGCCUGCAGUGAGCAGUUAGCAUAGCCAGCUAGUUACCGUUAGCUCGCCUGUGUUGAAACUUAGCGCUCCUUUUUUCUACUAACGUUAUUAAACGUUGGUGUUGGCGCCAGACUGACGGCGUUUACGCUCUUAUUUAACACGUCUGCACUCUGCCUUUCUUCGUAACGCGGUUACAAACGUUAAUGUGUUGUUUAUAGAGAGCUGUUAGCUAACUAAGUCCAUUGUAGUUAGCCACAGCUGGCUAGCUUCUCUCUCACUUGGUGUUUUGAGCUUUCCUCCAUGUUCUUUUCUCUCGGAUCUUCAUCUAUCAUGUUGACAGCUGGCCUGCACAUGAAAACGCCACAAUGCUGCUGCUCGCCGUGAUUUUAUGUGUGGCAUUGUGUUAUUAAAGCUGUUGUGUGUGCAGGGAUGUAGCAAGCUGUGAUUUAUGGGCCCUGUGGAAGAAUAACCCUCAAAACAAUCCCGAGUAGUGGAAAUGUUUUGGGUGUCCUCCUGCAGUGGGUACCUCAGAAGCUGUCUUCCUGUUUAUGCUAUCAGUGUCUGUUAGAAAUGUUAAACCUACUGAGUGGACACAGAUUUAUGUGUCAGCUACAAACAUGGAUGCAGGUGAAGACCAAAACACAGGCACUACUAAUGGAAAUCCUCAGGCAAGCGGGAACUCUCGUGCACCCCAGAUAGCCCACAUGUCUCUAUACGAGAGACAGGCUGUGCAGGCUCUUCAAGCACUUCAAAGACAGCCAAAUGCAGCUCAGUACUUCCAACAACUUAUGCUGCAGCAACAGAUCAGCAGUGCCCAACUCCACAACUUGGCCGCUGUGCAACAGGCCACACUUGCAGCUAGUCGUCAGUCCAAUACCCCAAGUAACAGCAUGUCCCAGGCGCCGACCACAGUAAGUGUUGUCAACUUAAGCACCACAUCUGCAGGAGGUACCAUGACCAACCCCCGUCCCCAUGGCCCGGCCACUUCUGCAACGACAACAGCUCUCAACCAGUCAGUGUUGCUGGGUGGAAACUCUGCAGGACAGGGACAAAUGUAUCUUAGGGUCAACCGCUCUCUCAGGGCUCCCCUUGCCUCUCAGCUCAUCUUCAUGCCUGGUGGUACAGCAACAGCUACUGUAGCAACUGUUGCCCAGACGCAGCAGCAGCAGCAGCAGCAACAGCAGCAGCAACAACAACAACAACAACAACAACAACAACAGCAGCAGCAACAGCAACAACAACAACAACAGCAGCAGCAGCAGCAUGAAGUUGCUCCUACCACUGCUAGUGCCCAGUGUGACAAUGAUCAGGUGCAGAAUCUGGCCCUACACUGCGCUCCCAGAGCAGUGGCUGUCAAGUCUGAGCUCCCAGAGAGGAAAGAUGUUGCCAGCUUUCCUCUCGGUCAACAGCAGCAGCAGCAGACAUUUGCCCAGACAGCUCAGCAGCAGCAAGUGCAACCACAACAGCAACAACAAAUGGCCAAACCCAACUUUGCGCAGCAGUCCACUGCUAACACUAUGACUGUAAAGACUGGAAACCAGGCUGCCAUGACUGUUACUCCUGCUGUUUCUGUAGCUCCUUCCUCCACCUCCUCUACAGCACUCCCUCUCUCCCAGCUCCUCCUGUCCUCCUCUGCUGCCCCUGUGAUCCUGGUGCCCACCUCAAAUGUUCCUACCACAACCCAGGGCUACCCCAUUGGCUCAGUGACUCCAAAAGCCAACGUUAACACUCAGACUCUGGUGGUGCAACCCCUACAACAGGCCAGCACUACUGUAGACAAAGGUCCUGUGCCGAUCCAGCCCAAGACAGCUCAGGGACACCGCUUACCUAUGCAGCUACCCCCUAGACACCCACCUCCCAUCCUCCCAGCGCCACCUAGCAACAACCAGGCUACAACUGGAGGGUACAACACUCCCCACAUCCCUGUGCAACUUGUAGGAGCCAGGCAAGGCUUAGCAGGAAACGUACAGGCUGUGGCUCUGGCACAAGUACGGAGCAACACCACCCAGGAAAGUACAGCCGGUGGGAAUGUCAGUGCAGUUUCCAACAACAGUGCUAUGUUAAAGCCUGCCAUUGGUUCUCUGAAGAGAAAGUCUGACUGUGAUGCACCAAAUGAGAUGGUGACAGAAUCUUCAAACUCUGCACACAUGAAAGAUUCUGCUCCUCCCUUAUCCCCUGCCCCUGCAAAGGACUCAGCCCCCCUUGCAGCUGCCUUCUCAUCUCCCCCCACCCUGUCCUUGCCUCUGCCCUUGUCAAGAGUCGGACUUGGGGACAAAGACAGAGCCCCAGUUCCCCAGGCAGUGGUCAAACCUCAAGUCCUCACCCACCUCAUUGAGGGCUUUGUGAUCCAGGAGGGAGCUGAGCCCUUCCCCGUUGCUCGACUCCUCAAAGACAGCGAUUUUGCCCUGGUUGGCCGCUCAGAGAACGGACCUCCAUUGUUAAAGUGUGAGUACUGUGGAAGCCUCGCCCCUGCCAGCCAGUUCAGAGGAUCAAAGAGGUUCUGUUCAAAUACUUGUGCUAAGAGGUAUAAUGUAAGCUGCAGCCAACACUUCAAGACAAGCAGAGGGAGAAGUGGUGCAGGCCUGGCACCACCUCCAGCACCCAGUGAGAGCGCUGCCAGGAGAAGGGGCCCCACUCGCAGGAGCAGUUCUAAUAACACCUGUAAUAAAAUAUCAAACAGACAUCUAGCUGUCAAGUGUCACUCUGAGUCCAGCCGCUCGGAGGACGUAUCCAGUGACGGGGAAGGAGAGGAGGACGAUUCUCCCUCACUGUCCCCAAGCUCUUCACACUCCUGCUCAAGAGCUGGGCACAGCGCUCCUCCGUCAGACAGCUCAGCUCCUGGAAGCCUCCCACUAGAGGGGGCUAACUUUCUCUCUGCAACUCCUGCUCAGUGGAGUGUGGAAGAAGUCUGCAGGUUUAUCUCUUCACUUCAAGGCUGUGAGGAGUUGGCUGCCCAGUUCCUGUCACAGGAAAUAGACGGGCAGGCUCUGUUGCUUCUGCGAGAGGACCAUCUCAUCUCCACCAUGAAUAUCAAGCUGGGUCCAGCUCUCAAGAUCUGUGCCUCUAUCAACACCCUGCGUGAGUGAUGCAGUCAGUGCUUCAGAGGGACAGCAGGAUCCUUUUCUAAUUGAUGAUUUCUCACUGGAAUCAAUAUCUCGACUUACUCCUCUUUAGUAAGAAGAAACUAAGCUCUAUGGCAAGGUGGGAAACUUUUUGACUGAACUUUUUGAAAUGUGAACAUCUUCCAGCCACUGACAAAUAAAUAUUUAAAUUCACCAGCCACUCAAUAGUCAAUCAUUGUGAAAUCUCUACCAGCCACUUUCAUAUUUUACCAGCAUGUGGCUGGUGCUGAUUUCCCACUCUGGGGGGACAAUAAACACAAAACAGUGGUGCACCAUCAAUCAUGUGGAGACAUGGACAGUUUACUUUCUGGACAUUGAAUGUGCAAAAACAUGUAUGUAUACUGUUAUGUGUGAGUGGUGAGCAUGGACAGUCUGAAGUAUCCAUGUCAGUGGUGUUUGUCAGUUUUUUUUUCUGUCGCUGUGUAGAGGCCUUUUGUAUGUAUUCUCUUGUGAAACUGUGCAAAUCUGCCAGUCUGCAGUAAUCUGUGCUAGAUCUUCUAGCUAGGACAGUUUACCUGUUGGGUAAAAAAAACAAAACAAAAAAAGAAACGUUGCCUUCUUGCUGUAUUUCAAAGGGUGCUUUAACUUUAGUGAUAUAUGAUUUGAAGUGAUGUCAAAAACAGUCCACUUCACUUUAAAGGAAACAGUUCAUCCCAAAAUCUAAAAUAAAUGUUUUUCUCUCUCACCUGUAGUUCCAUUUAUAGAUCUAGAUCAGGUGUUGGCCAAAGUUUUUUCUCUUGGAGGGCCAAAACUGAAACUUAAUGGUGGGUCACAGGCCAAAAGCACCUAUCGGACUGUAUUGUUAAGAUGCCAAAUGGUACCUGUUGGCAAAUCCUGGGCGCCACUUUAGGCAGCCGUGAUCUAGAUUGUUUUAGUGAGAGUUACUUACUUUUGUAGGUACAGUAUGUCUGCCUUCUCUCAAACAUAAUGGAACUAGAUGGCACUCGGCUUGUGGUGCCAAAAAAUAAGUUUGAAAAACUCAACAGCAAUAUCUCUUUCUAGAAAUCAUGACCCAGUUACUCAAGUUGAUGUACAGAUCUUGUUGUGAGCAGUUUCUUUUGGCGCUUUGAGUUCCAUUAUAUUUGAGAGAAAGCAGAUAUCUCUGACUGAUAUCUCCAAAACUCUUCAACUCACACCAAAACAGUCUAGAUGGAUAAAUAGUACUACAGAUAAGAGGAAAAAUAUGUAUUUUAAAUUUUCAUGUGAACUGCCCCUUAAAUAUUUCAGUCUUUUAGUAGUUGUUAUUUUAUCAUAGAUGUUCAAUCCAGGCUCCAAUCACAUCGAGCAAAGGACACUCAAAAAGCCUGGUUUAUUUUAGUUACUUUUACCAGUUAUUAAAAGUUUAGUUUUGUAUCUUUUCCAUUUUGUACUACAAUCAAAAUUAUUUUUUCAUGAAUACGAUAUAGUUUUAGUAGCUUUAAUCAACUUAACUACCUGAAAAUAGGUAUUCCUCAUGGUUUGGUCUCUCAAGGGCUGAGUGGAAGUUUUCUGUGUACAUGUAUGCAGUACUACCAAUAAACAAUACCUGUUACUGGA
This is a messenger RNA of Dicentrarchus labrax (European seabass), 4698 nucleotides long. It is a transcript of the gene phc1, whose product is annotated as polyhomeotic homolog 1. Gene Ontology annotation, molecular function: protein binding; zinc ion binding. Gene Ontology annotation, cellular component: nucleus; PRC1 complex. NCBI's taxonomy places the organism in Eukaryota, Metazoa, Chordata, Actinopteri, Moronidae. The record is from RefSeq and is a predicted model, not a curated record. The transcript has 14 exons. Bases 589 to 3126 code for a protein of 845 amino acids.